This is a messenger RNA of Funneliformis geosporum, 403 nucleotides long. The record is from the annotation of a GenBank genome assembly. NCBI's taxonomy places the organism in Eukaryota, Fungi, Glomeromycota, Glomeromycetes, Glomerales, Glomeraceae.
GAAUGGAAGUGGAUGAAGAGGUCAAUGAAGAAGAAUUAGAAAUCCAACCCGAUAAUCAAAACUCUACACCCUCUAGCAGUAAAAAACAGACUAACAAGGACGAAAAUGCUGAGCCACAAGCCCCUGCUUCGCGUUCAUCCAUCGAAAAAUUACCUAAGAAGAAGGCUAAGAAACUGAUUAGAAGAGAAGAUUUGCCCAUCUUAAAAAAGUUAAUCAAGGAAUCAUCUGCUCCUAUUACACAACAAAUUUCUUCUGAUAGAACUAUUUCUUUGCAGACGUUCCCCGAUAUGGAUAUUGACUCAGUUAAUUUUUGUGAAUUAAAUGACAGGAUCAUCAAAGCCAAAGAUGACAAUAAAAAAACCGGUCUAGUACUGAUCCAUUCAUAUUAUUAUUUUGGGAAAGG